Messenger RNA from Myxozyma melibiosi, 675 nucleotides. RefSeq lists its product as uncharacterized. Bases 1 to 675 code for a protein of 224 amino acids. The transcript has a single exon. The record is from RefSeq and is a predicted model, not a curated record. Lineage: Eukaryota; Fungi; Ascomycota; Lipomycetes; Lipomycetales; Lipomycetaceae.
AUGUCAUCAGCUAAACCGGCACUCAAAGUAACCUCGGCAAACGGCGCCCCGGUGUCCUUCACCGACGCCGCCGGCAACGAAGUUCCCAUCACAAAAAUCCUCCCCGACGACGUCAAGGCUGCAAUGGGCUCGAACCCGUCUACUCCGCCGCCGUCGUUGAAAAAGAAAACAGUCAGCUUCCACGAAGACACGAAGCCGCCGUCAGAAGACACGCCUACUCGGAACGGCAACGCGAAGAUAAGGCGCAGCAGCAGCAGCAGCAGCGAACCGAACGAGUACGCAGUUCUCAUGCUCGACUACCUCAUGGCGCUCAUCCCAUUGACGACCGCCUACGCAAUCUUUGACAUUCUCGUGCGCAAGCAGUACCAAGAAGAACUCCUGCUGGAGACACUACCGAAACGGAGCCUGAUCACGUUCGGCGUCCUGUUUGUGCUGCACUCGGUCAUCCACCCGAGCCACACCAAGAUCGGGUUCCAGAUGCUGCUGAUGCUGGCGUUUGUCGUGCUCGGCGCGUAUUUGCUGACGGUCGUCAACGAGGCGAGUUAUCUGCAAAUCAUCAGUCGGGCGCCGCCGGUGGGCACGCUGCUGGUGUGGUUGUGUGUCGAGCUCGAGUAUUACUUUAGUUUAUCGGCUAUUGUGACGGUUUUGUUUGUUUCGUAUCUGGUGAAGGUCUGA